AUGCGUCACUUCGAUAUCGGGGUAGUAUAUGAGCGACAAGAUAAGACGGGGUUAGGGGAUGAAAUCCAGGAUCCUGCCCACGAGUUCGAUGGUCAUAAUGAGGUGCCUGCUCGACCUAGCUCGGUCGCACACCAACUUCACGGUCGGAAUGCAAGCUCCGUUGAAAUGAAGGAGGCUUUUGAUAGCGUGGUAUUCGACUAUCAACUGGCCACCGAAUAG
This is a messenger RNA of Penicillium crustosum, 219 nucleotides long. RefSeq lists its product as uncharacterized. The transcript has 2 exons. The record is from RefSeq and is a predicted model, not a curated record. NCBI's taxonomy places the organism in Eukaryota, Fungi, Ascomycota, Eurotiomycetes, Eurotiales, Aspergillaceae. The coding region runs from base 1 to 219 and encodes 72 amino acids.